Molecule: messenger RNA, 2001 nt
Organism: Guillardia theta CCMP2712
Lineage: Eukaryota; Cryptophyceae; Pyrenomonadales; Geminigeraceae
Exons: 1
Coding region: 1-2001 (666 amino acids)
Source: RefSeq, a predicted model, not a curated record
AUGGCCACAGCCGCUGGGUCGCAAGGUAGCCGUCAGAAAUGCUUGUUCGGUUCACGAUGCAAGGUUAGGGACGACGCAUCUCAACUGUAUCAAUGUACUGUCUGCUCAAACAUGUUUCAUCAUCUUUGUGCUAGUGAAUGGAGUGAGGAGUGGAGUGAUUGUGGUUGCUCGACUCGCGACCCGAAAGGAACAAAGGGACCAAAAACUUCAGCGCAGCAGCAAACCCCAAAAGUUGUGCCUUCCAUCUCUCAAGAACAAAUCGCGGAAUCAAUUGUGGAAUACGUUUCAGAGACUAACAGAACUAGACGGGUAUGCAACGAGGAGAACGAUCACGACGCAGAUGGAGCUGCAGAGAGAGAGGGAGACGGAGAUAAAGCCUCGGACGAAGACUAUGACGACGACGAUGACGACGAUGACGAUGACGAGGACGAGGACGAGGACGAGGAAGUGGAGGAAGUGGAAGGCGAGGACGAACAAGAAACAAGAGAAAAAAUCGAGUCUGUCAAAGACAAGAUGCUCUCGGACAAUUCGAAGGCAUGUUACUUGAGUUCUGUAACUCAACUGAUUGCAUGGUUGUAUGAAACCAAACCAUUUUGUUUGAAUCACGAAUUCAAGAGUUGUUUAGACAACGAACCCAGAAAUCGUGGUCCAAUUACGAAGCAGAUCAAAGAAUUGUUGAAGAGCAGAGAAUUGUUACCAUUCAAUACGAGAAGGUUCUCAUACAAGCAAUGGACAAGCUUUGUGGUAAAUGUCAUGAUGAAGAAAAAGUUGAAAUUCUCGUCAUACGAAGCUUUGAGAUCAGGCGUUAGGCAUUUCUAUAGAAGGCACCACAAGAUCAAAACAUACAGGAGAAAGUUUGACGUUCAAAUAGCCGAUUUCUAUAAAGGUCUUCAGAACACCAUCGCUGAUGAGAGAGCCGUGAGUGGAACGAAAUUGUCAUCUGGCAAGGAUCCGCUUCCUACAGACGUACCCACAGAGAUGAAUGAAAGUUCCGAGAACAUGAUGUGCACUGUGCAGGUUCCCAUUUAUCGUAGUACUGGAUGUCCGCCUCAUGUCACAUCACUGGUUCACGAAAAGCAGUGGAUGAUUUUGCACGAGAAGCUUGAUCAAGUGGUGGCAGGCAAUGAGCAGCUGAGACUGAAGCAAGACAGCAUGAUGGAAAAGAUGGAAGCGAAAUUCAAGGAGAUGGUCAACUAUUUCAAACAGUUUCAGGGAAAGAAUGAGGAAAAUCGCCUGCUAUUGCAACAACAGCUUCAAGUUUCUAUGCAACAAAAUCAUGGCCACGAGAACUUCACGGUGCAAAUGCAACUACGAGAAUUGUACACAAAGCUACAGGAAGUGUGGGACAUGCAGAAACGGAUGAUAGAGAAAUUGCAGCAGCAACAAUUUGAAUUGCUCCAGCACCUGCAGGGGCAGCAGCAGCCGCAGCAGGUAGAGCAACCGCAGCAAGUGCAACAACGGCAAGAGGAAGUGUGUCAGGAGCCACUUCAUUCACAGCAGCAGCCGGAAGUACAGCAGUGCCAAGGUCAGAGGCUUCUUCCGGAAGAUAUGCGAGUAUCGGACGAGGCAGGAGUAACAGAGGCAGCCUGGAGCAUUUGGCAUUGUGGCAACAAUUUAAAAGGAAUUCCACCGCUGAAACGUGUGAGAGGAAAAGAUUUGACACAGAAGAGCCAAGAUAAACGAUUGACAGAUAUGAAGUUUUUCAUGAGGCAUUUUCAUCAAUUCAUAAGGAAGGUGAUCAGGGACAGCGAACAGGACAAUGAAGCGAGAAGGAGGGAAAUGGACCAACUGGUUUGUAUAGAGCGGGGGAAUCCUUCAGUCCGAGAAACGAAUGAAUUCUUCAUGAAGUAUGCCAAUGAAUACCUGAAUUGGAUCGACAUUGGAGCUGCUAGUAGCAGUUCGACGAAUCGAAGUGGACAGCUAAAAUGGACAAGUUAUGUUCGCAAACUGCGAGUCAAGUGCACCUCUAGACCUGAUGAACUGGAGUGGCUGUGGAAUUGA